AUGAAAAGAAUGAGAACGGUUGCAGACUCUGAUAGUGCUACAUCAGAGAGUGAUGUUGAGAAUUCGUAUAACACUGACAACGAAGUGGAAACUGAUUCUGUGUCAGAGAGUAAUUUUGAUAAUGUAGAUGAUACUAGUAGUGAAGUAGGUGAUGAAUACGAAAGCGAUCCAUGGGUUCCUUUAAAAGCUGAAGCAACCCAACAAAGUUUAUCGGAAUUCGAAGAACUAACGCAGAAUUUCACUGCAGAAGGUUUUGACAAAAACGAAGCUAAAGACAAGGCAUAUUUACUUAUCGUACCAAAACUUCGUAAAGAUUUGCAGAAUAUUUAUUUGGAACGUCUACUAUGGAUAAGACAACUAAAGAGAGAUCCAAUGCACAAAAAGAUUAAGGAAACCAGGGAUGUCUUUGUCAAUGAUGAUAAUUUCGACCGCAGGGAAGCGUUAGAGGCCGCUAUUGACAAGAGAAAAUUUCUUUUGAAAAGAUUUUUCAGAAACACACGGUAUCCUAGUGACAUUGACUCUUAAUGGUUGUUUGUGUUUGAUUUAUAAAAGUAAAAUAAGAUCGAUCCUGUGUGGUAGCUAUUUUCCCCUAACCCAUUUCUCUAACACUCUCCCAAGUCCCGGCAAACCUUCAAAAAGGCCUUUGGGGACACAACUAUUUAAUGUUAGGAAUCAGUUGACAUUUGUCAUUUGACAUUAUGCCUCGGAAGUGUAAAGAUUGUCCCAUCUGCGGCAAGCGAGCUUUAAAAAGAUUGGCAAACCAUUUGGCAGACGUCCAUGAACUUUCGUUCCAAGAAAGACAACCUUAUCUUAUUUGUGCUAAGCCAACAGCUUUAGACUUAGAAAACGUUUUAACAGAAUUGUACAGAUUAAUUGGGAACAGUAAAAAGCAUUCAAAGUGGAAUAAACGCAGGAUAAAAAAUAUACCCAAGUCAACCAAAAUCCUCCAGGAAGAGAACAAAAUCAAGUACAAAACCUGCAAAGAACGUGGACAAUACAGAAAUGAAUGAUGGCUCAAAGGAUUGGUUAAAGUUAGAAACAAAAACGGAGCAAAACUCUUAAGUUAAUAAUAUUAUAUUUAUACAGACAAGAAUUAUUAACUUUGUAGUACUUAAAGAAAUAAAUGUGUUUUAAAUCUAAAUUAUCUACACGCCUCCUAAUGACUUCGCAACACAUAGCAACGUAUAUAACUACCACAUAUUUGAUAAAAACAUAUUUAUUUUUUAUGGCAAAAUAUAUUACAACUGUUCUAAAAGUUUUUUCCUUCAAGUGAUCUUGAUAAGCUUUCUUAUGAUCUGACUCGGUCAUCUAAACAGUAUAUAUGUAUGUAGGAGGUCUGCUAAAUAAUAUUGAACAACCGGGGUUAGCAACUGCUCAGUUCGGUUUUGAAAUAUGUUGCGAUUUUUUAUUUCUGGUUGGAAACUUAUCGCUCAAAACGGCUCCUUUAAGAGCCAUCAAAUUCAUUAAAAGAAUUAAAACGAAUUUCAGUUGCGUGUUGAAAAUAAGAGAGAGAUUGGGACUCACAACGUUGCUACGUGGUUGUAAGGCAAAAAACUUUCUACCGCACCGGGGUCGAACCGGUGACCUAAGGAAUACUGAUUUGGUAAUAACUACAGUCCUUUGCUCUACCAACUGAGCUAUAAACGGCAUAUUUUAAAAACUAACUUCUAUUUCAUACCUUUAUACAUGCAAACUAUCAGGAACCUCUUGUCGUUUUGUUACAAAUUUGUUAGAAACUAUUUGUGAUGCUAAUCGAUCGCGUUGCCUGCCACAUUUGGCCCAGGCCUGCCCGCGUUAAUUGGUCGCGCUACCUGGCGUUAUAGAUUUUGCAAGCUCAUUAUAAAAUCCACCAGAGUCUUAGCUGAACAAAAUGACGUCAUAGAUUUUGCAAGCUCAUUAUAAAUUCCGCCAUAUGGGGGGGGGGGGGGUAUCACUGCUGGCUGAUCAACAACUCAAAACCAAGUUGUUUCGCCUAAGCAUUGUUUCGCCUACACGCAUUCCGCGCAUUCUUUCGAUAGCAUAAAAGCAACCGGGCUAUAUUUUCGAAAUUACUCACCACCUGACGAUUCUUAUAAGGAUGAAACAGACUGUUGUGGUUUUUUUGAGGUAAAACGAAAAACUAUAUUACGCUCUAUCCCUAUAUGGUAUUGAGUACUGUUUGUGUUUCGUAAACCAAAAACUUAAGCUAUAUAAAUAUAUAUAUAUAUAUAUAUAUAUAUAUAUAUAUAUAUAUAUAUAUAUAUAUAUAUAUAUAUAUAUAUAUAUAUAUAUAUAUUUAUUAUAUAAACAUUAGUGUUAUAUAGAGUUUUUUGGCCACUGAGAAAAAUCGUAUUUAAACACACGUAAAAAAUACGAUAUUUUUACGUGUGAAAAUAUCAUUUGUUGUAAAACGCAUUGCAACGGACGUUUUAUUGUUUUUCACUGAAUUUUGUUUAUAUGAUAAACAGAAAAAUACAUGGAUGCUUGGAAAUACCAGAUUUAUUUCUCGUGUUUCUAUUUAUAUAAAGCAUAGUGCUUCAUAGAGAUUUCGAGCACUGAUAAAAGUGAUAAUCUCAUGCACAUGUGAGAUUAUUUAUGAUAAUCUCACAUGUGAAAAUUAUCGCUUUUCAUUUAUCGCUUUUCUGUAAAAAUUAUCGCUUUUCAAAGACUGUCCUUUAUAUAAUAAACAGAAAAAUACAUGGGUGCUUGGAAAUACCAGAUUUAUUUCUCGUGGUGAACAUGAUAUCUCACUCGUUCGCUGCGCUCACUCGUGAGAUAUCAUGUUCAACACUCGAAAUAAAUCUGGUAUUUCCGCGCACCCAUGUAUUAUUCUCUCUAUAUAGGCUUACUAUAUAGGUCUAUAUAGCCCAGGUGAUACCAAACACGACCUUUAAAUGAAACUUUGCAUAAUAUGUACCCUUCUUUUCUGACAGGAAAUUUGCAUCUAUUGAUUGAAAUCGAUUAAACAUGUCUUUUAUACGACGUAUUUUUCGUCAGAGUAAAAGGGAAAGAAACGCAGCAAACCUGAGAACUUGGUCAAAAACUGAAGAUUUGGAAACUAUAAACUUCUUACAAGACAUGAAGUAUUUUGCACAACUGAGAAAAGAUUUUCCUGAUGUAACAAUUGAUGUUUUCGCGGAAAACUUAGUUAACAAUGUCAGGAUCCAAGAGCAACGUUGUCAGGACAAGGAGUUUGACGAAGUCAUUGAAAAGUAUCGUAAGGAUUUGUCUAAACUUCAAAAACAUUCGGUGGCAAUGGGCUUGGGCGAAACAAAUAUCUGGGAUAUAAUUGUGCGCAAGGAAGCUCAAAAUUACAUCCAGGACAUUCUCGUUCGAGAUAAAAUAGAAGCAAAGGUAUUAUUACCCUGUUGGUUUUCAGAUAACAAAAUCAAAAUCGUCGGGCAAAUUCGAACGAACAUAAGUCACUGCAUUAAAAUACAGUAAAAACACAAACGUUUAUCUAAUAUGUUUAAUGAUUGGUGCAUGUCAUGAUUCACUAGGAAACGAUGUGUUCAGUGCAGUAGAAACGAUAUAUUUAGCUCAUACUUAGCACGAAAGUUUUUAUCUAAACCGCUUUCUCUAUAUAUCCUUACUCAAUGUUCGCGUUUUCUUCUCGAUAAACAGAGGAUCGGCUGCGUUCGAUCCCAAGCCGCGAGAAGUGUUAAUGAUAAUAGUGUCAACAACAACAACAACAACAACAACAACAACAACAACAACAACAACAACAACAACAACAACAACAACAACAACAACAACAACAACAACAACAACAACAACAACAACAACAACAACAACUUAUAUAACUUAAACAAGACUAGCAAAACUUACAUAGUUGAGUGAAAUUUUCAAGCCGUUAGCCGCGUUGAAUAAUGUGAUAUAACAAAGCAGGAAAACUUUGUUGUAAAACUACAAUUGCAACAACAACUUAUAUAACUUAAACAAGACUAGCAAAACUUACAUAGUUGAGUGAAAUUUUCAAGCCGUUAGCCGCGUUGAAUAAUGUGAUAUAACAAAGCAGGAAAACUUUGUUGUAAAACUACAAUAUUGUCUCAAACAUUUUUAUGUAUAUUAUUAAUACAUAAUAGGAUGGUUUCUCGUAAGUUUUUCAAAGACCUCAGAUAGCACUCGUCCUUCGAACUCUAUUGAAAAACUCACUCGUGCGUGUUUUAUCCAAAUUGCACUCGAAACCAUCCUAUAAUUCCUGUUACCUAUACUACUACUACUACUAUACUAAUAAUAAUAGUAACAUGUGCUCCAUGUUUAUUUAAUAUAGGUGACACCUAGUGAAGAUGGCUCAAAAUUUGUCCAAAUUGUGGCUUUUAAUGCAAUGGACAUAGAUAGAGCAAAAGGAGUUGUUGCUCAGACAUUUAUACAUGAAACUGUGUUAAUUCCUCAUGAUAUAAACCUCUCAACUAAAGCAGGGGAACUAAGAGAACUAGAACAAUUCUGCUCCCAAAUACAACGUGGUAAACCAAUCAAAGUACAGGUUAUCGUUGAAGGGUCACGGAGAUUGGUUGAGUUGGUUGGUGUGGCCGAUAUCAUGAAUGAAACAAAAUCUGCUGUUGAAAACGUUCUUCAAGAUAAACGGAUAAAAGUUGAGCAUUUCCAAAUGACGGUUUCAGACAACAUUUGGGAUUUUCUUCACCACCAAUUUGGAAGUAUGAUCAAGCCAAUUGAGAAACAAUUAGAUAAUUGUUAUGUUAUCAUUAACUUGGCCGAAAAGCCAAAAGUUCUUUUAUUAGAAGGAACAACAGAUGGUCUAAGAAAAUGCAAGGAAACACUUCAACAACUGAUCCAAACAAUUGUUCAGAAAGAUGAGAUCAUCACUUCACCUGAUGUUCAAAGUUUGUUUGCAAGCGAAGUUGGAAAAUAUCAGUUAAAGUUAAUCGAAAAAGAUCUAGAUGUUCUCAUAAAAAAGAGUCAAUUUAUGGAUCUACUUUUUCCGUCUGAGAAUGCAACUGUUUCACAAUCUCAAAUGCACAGAAACGGUGGGGUGAAAAUAACAAUGAGAAAUGGACGCAUUGAGAACGAAAAGGUAUAGGUUUACGUUUAAAUAUCAAAUCCCUGUCAGACAUACAGUGGUUGUUCCGUCAGGGUGACAACGACCUUUAGUCAUUUUGGAAAGUCGGUUUUUUCCAUUUAUACUACUUGUAUACUAGAAAAAAUGAUAGAAAAAUGUCUCAGAAAAAUAAUGCAUGCAGGAACUGCUUUUCUGCUGAGCAGAUAAACUCAUUCCUAUUCCUUAAUACUUGGUACGUCGAGUGGUACGUGGAAUUACAGACUUACAGCAGGAAUUGCAUGUAUAACUUUAUGCUUGCAAUAAUGACAAGGAUUAAGAGUAGAUGUCGGUAGAAUUUUAAACGAUACGAUUGAUUAACUGUUUCUCAUUUUCUCAAGGCUGACAUCCUAGUGAACUCUGCUAUACAAAAUCUAAAAAUCAACACUGCGUGUCUGGGAGCUCUCAAGAAACGAGGUGGCCGGGAAUUUAUUGAAAAGUGUGAACAACACACCAAUAUUCCACAAGGGGAUAUUGUAUGCACCAGUGGGGGUAAUUUGGCGUGUCAGUAUGUCAUCCAUGCUGUGUGUAAAAACUGGAACAACGAUGAGCCUGCGAAGAGCGAGGACGUAUGUAUAGUAUUCUGUAUUCUUCAUAUAUCAUGAAAAGAUCUGAUUCCACGAAUCCGCCUUAUGAAAUGCCAGUCAUGAGUAAAAUUUACUAAAAACAUUUUUAAAAAAUUGGUACGCUAAUGAGAAGAACUGUGUUCUGCUCACUGCGGAAUUCUAAAUGAAAACUUGAGACAAUGGAAUAAAAUCACCCAUUUGCAAUGUCCAUGCGAUAAUUAUUCAAAAAUAUUUCAUGGGCACAAUUUUUCGUGAAUUCAAUAACUGUUUUAUCACAAUGAUUAAUUAAUUGCCACAAACAGCAACGUCACAAUAACAGCAUAGAAACUUUAAAAAUCUCAUUAAUUUCCCUAAAAUUAUGCCCGAAAAACAUAAACAAUCACAAAAGCACCGUUCGUUCAUGGUUUUUUUAUUGUUUUUAUUCGACGUGUAUUUAAAAUUGCUGAUUGCUAUAAAAUUACAUAUCGCUGGCUCAACUUACACGUAACUCAGUUAUUUGUUAACAAACAGUUAACAGACUUACCGUAUUUACUCGUUUGAGCUCCGCGGCGCUCUUUAAAUUGUCAUAGCUUCAGAUGCGGCGCACAUUUGGGGGCGGCGCUCUUUAAAACAUCUUUUAUUUGUGAAUUAUAAGAAGAACUUUUAACAAUAAAAUAAACAAAGUUUUGAAUGUCUUUGUCACUAAAUGUCCCCAUUUUGACGGCGGAAAGUUUUUACACUGUUAGGUGCGGCGCUCAUUCGGGGGCGGCGCUCAAUCGGGGGCGGCGCUCAAACGAGUAAAUACGGUAUGUGUAGUUUGCGUGAUUUCCAUAUUUAGUUGUAAGCCAUUAGCCUAUCGAUCAGAAGACACGUAGUCACUACAAUAUAUGAUAAUUAUGAUAUUAAUAGAGACCUUAUAAGCAAGCGACGUUUUUGACAACAGGGAUGUCACGCGUAGGCUACAUAAUUUAGCCGUUAAUAUGGCAGUAUAACAUAUGACAGUUAUAUGGCAGUCGAUGCAAUUUCAAACUGCAACGGGAAUGGCCGUGGCCAUCUACAACGGCUAGAUUUACUUCCGGUCGGCGUUCGUGGAUCAAAAAUGUCGAUUGCUUACUAAUUAAGCUCUAUCCAGUCAUGAAUUAACUUCACGAUUCGUAAAAUGUAUAUUCAUUUGUUCAUAGUUUCUCAGACACCUCAUGAAGAAGAUUCUAGAGAAAUGCAUUGAACUGGGUGCAUCUUCAGUUGCUAUGCCAAUGGUUGGAGCUGGAAAGCAUGGCUAUUCAAACGAUCUUGUGUCGGAGAUAAUUUGCGACGAGGUAGCUCAAAUGUUUACCGAGAAAGGAAGUGAAUUUUCUUUAAAUAAUAUUCGUGUGAUUAUCUUUGAAGAAAAUGAGAUACAGGGAACUAAGAGUUUUUCAAUUGAUUCACCCAAUAAGAUCAUCCUACAUUUUAUUGGAUUACAACAGCAUGUUGAUCAGUCUUUUGCCAAAGUGAAAAUAUUUGUGGAUACGCUAAAUCAGAAUAAAAAAAAAAAGCAGGAAAAGGAGAUGCAUCGUAAGUUUUACAGAUCAUUAUCACAAACAAACAAACGACAAACGUCAAAUGACAAAUGAUAAACGACAAAUGGCAAACGACAAACAACAAACAACUAGAAACAAGCAACAAACGACAAACAACAGGAAACAAACCCGACCAAUGACAAACGGCAAGCAACACAAAACAAACAAUAAAAGACAAGCGAGCUUUUCCCUUUGUUCAGUGUUGCAUAAAAUACGUACAUGGUCGAGUAUUAGGACGAUAAUUUAUCAUGCAGGUAAACAUUAAACGUAUUAUUAUUAUUUAAUAUGUCUCUAGGGAGCAGUUCAUCUGUAAGUAUAAACCUUCCAUCGUUUUGGGAACAACAGUUGAAAGAAAAGAUUGUCCUUGUUGAGCUUGAGGAAUCCUCAGAUGAAUACAAAGAAAUCUUGAAUCAUUUUCACGAGAAUUGGAAUUAUAAGAAAAAUAUAAUGAAACCUUCCGUGAAAAAAAUACAGAGAAUUCAAAACCCUGAUCUUUAUUAUGGUUAUUGCGUAAAGAAAAAAUCAAUGGAAGGGAGAGAGAAUGAGAUGAGGCUAUUUCAUGGAACAUCUACAGAGAACAUUCCCCAGAUAAAUUGCCAAAACUUCUCCAGGAGUCACACAGGAGCCACUGGACAGACUAAACGUUAGUAUUAAAUUAACACUUUUGGAGGAAAGUCUUGACAAACGAAAAUUUUGACACAAUUAAAUGAAAAUGAUAAAAAAUUAUUUCAGAUACUGCAUGAAUGUCUUCAUGUCAUCCUACUGAUCAGUUUCAAAUUCCUUUUUUAAAAUGAUAUAAUCGAAGUUGCAAGUUACACGUUUAUGAGUUUGGGAGUCUCCGAGUUCCCGUCCGAAUCUGCUAGUCAAUCUUAUGUUACUUAUAUAUAUAAACUUACUAUUUAAGUCUGUGAACGCAACAUACAGGCGUCUCUAUUUACAUUUCAGAGCACCCUGCAUUUUCAGAACGCUAAUAGAAUCGAUUUUAAACCGAAAAUGGUCACAUGGCAGUCAGAACAGUCAUAUGACCAUUUUCGGUUCGAUUCUAGUAGUGUUCUGAAUAGUAACUGAGCCUUAUAGAUUGUUAAUUUUUUUAACAGGUUCGAAUCCUUCAGCUAGUCAGAAACAUGGCCAAGGAGUGUACUUCGCCAAAGAGACGUCGUAUGCUAGCCGUUUUUGUAAAGAUGACGAUAACGAAAAGGCUGACGUUAGCUCUAAGGAUCUCCAAAUGUAUGUCGUCAAAGUGCUAGUUGGAGAGUUUACCAUUGGAACUCGGGAAAUGAAAACACCUCCAUUGAAAAAUGAUCCUGCCAAUCCUGGAUUACCGUUUGAUUCUUUAGUAGAUAACUUGAGUAAUCCAACAAUCUUUGUCAUUUUUAAUGAUAACCAAUGUUACCCGGAAUAUUUAAUUACUUUUACUAGACUUAGUACCGUAGUAUAA
This is a messenger RNA of Paramuricea clavata, 8577 nucleotides long. Lineage: Eukaryota; Metazoa; Cnidaria; Anthozoa; Malacalcyonacea; Plexauridae. The record is from the annotation of a GenBank genome assembly.